CAACAGAAGCUGUAAAAUACACUCAUAAAAAUGUUCUGAUAAAGUAAAAACCUUCAGUUUUAUCACUGAUAUUCAGUGUUGCAAGUACUCACACCUUUCAAAUCACUUUAUUUGGCAAAUAUUUGCUAUGAAUUUAAUAUAAUAUCAAAGUAACAUGACUCCUUUAUAAACUUCUCAAACAAACGAAGCUUCAGUUCCUUGAAAUAAGUUUAAUAAAUACAAAUAUUUAUUGUCACGGGUUUCCACUUGGUUGUGUGAAGUAGUGAUGAGUUCAAAUUAAGGCCCUUGAAAGGUUGUAAAUAACAAAUGUAAAAGUGACUUGAUAUUAGUCUUCAUCACCACUUAAUAUAAUUAAAAUUUUUCAUUGAUGCAGAUUUCUUGUUUCAACUCAUGUUGAUACUAGCUAACUAUUUUCAGUCUCACAACGGAAAAAUAUAAGUUUUCCCCACUUUGGCUCGAUGACCGGGCACUUAUAGGCUAGCUUAAAUCGGUCAUGGGCAGGGAUAGACUGGCCAUCUGGCAUAUCACCUAUUUGAUUGGGGCGGGGAGGUUGCUGUGGGGAUUCUCUGAUCUGAUCACGUGUUUGGAACUACCUGAUUUUCAAAGGAUUGUUAUUAUUUAUUUGUUUGUCUUUAUCCAGAUGAGUCGAUUGAGGACAAGCAAUCAAAUCUGGAAGGAUUUGAUUGCUUGAUCAUAUUUUUGCUUUGCUUGUAUAUAUUUUGAUUAGAUCUGGAAAUAGUUGGAAAAAUUCUGAUACAACCUUACGAAACAACAAGCACGACCUUUUAAUUCAUCCUGAUGUAAUGGUAAUUAAAAAACCUUUACUAUCUUUCAAACACAAUACCAAACUAUUAUUUGAAAUAAAUUUACAUUCAUUGCUGCCUAAAAGUUUUAGAGCAUCAACGAAUUGUCCUAAAAAGAACUAAUUUCAUUAAAAACUACAUAUUUUCAGAAAAGGCACUUGGGCCUUUUGGGUGCCAUAGUUGGGUGCAAAAGGGGCGGGAUCAACUUCCGCAUUUGAGAAUCGAGACACCCUACGCACUCGCACCCCUGGUCGGGAUCACGCAAUUAAAGGGCGCAAGAGUGGAAUUGCGAGUAUUAUUGAGAAUGGGCCUUCGUGUUGGCGGGCGGAGUGCUCCCUUUACCGGAAAUGACGAAUCCGCGAAAGCAGGUUUCUGAUGAUCGUCACAUGACUGCAUAUAUCUAAUGUGUAACUUCAUCCAACAGUACAGGUGGCUACAGAGACUAGAAAGCUACCCUAGGCAUGACCAGAAGAAUGCCAUCAACAAAGGACGUACAUCGCAACCAACCGUCGCGGGGGUGAAACUAGCUUUAUCUAAAAAGCAGGCCAACCCCCAAAUAAAUUUUGUUUUGCUUAUAAACUGUAUCUGAGUGUCUGAUAGCGCUGUCUACGUGUGUAGUCAUUACGUUGGCAUUUUAGUUCAUCUUAUUUAAAAAUGUUCUACCUUAAUACCGUCACUGUGACGCCCCCUUCAGAUCAACAUGCAAAGUGCAAUUAGCCAACAGGUAAUGUGUGACAUCUGCUGCACUUAAACUCUUUAGUUAUUAUCAGGUUAGCGAUUUUUUUAGCAUAACAUUUAGUAAUUUAGAUAAUUACUACUUGGUCAUUUGUUAUUAGUGUUAGAGUAGGACAUUUGUUUUUCAAUAUAUUGAGUUUUCUCUUUAGUAGUUUUAGUGUAUUCUGUAUUAGGAUGGGGAAAAGAUGUAGUAUAGUGGGUUGCAACAGCACUGUGGGUUUGCAUCUGCUUCCACUAAACUUAGAAAUUAGGCGCCAGUGGUUGCGCGCAAUUGGCGUAGUGGAAAACCACAAACUCUCGCCUGAUACCAGAGUUUGUAAAAGGCAUUUUACUCGUGAUUCAUUUUCAAACGUGAUGGAGGUUGAGCUGGGUUAUGCUGGGCGUCUUCGUUUAAAGAGCGACGCCAUCCCCACCAUUGCGCUUCAACGUCCAAGUCAAAGUCUUCCACGUCCAAGUCAAAGGCCAACAGCUCUGCUGCCCCGCCAUUACCGAGAUUUGAGGCCCAAAUCUGAGGUUAGCAUGCAAAAUAAUUACCAUAAACAGCCAAAGUCUACCAAAGAGUCUGGCUGUCAGACUGAAUUUGUCAUCAGCAAGUCUGUACCUGUCCAGGCCGACCUGAAGCCUUACAGGCGAAGCAAAGCUACCCAGUCCAGAGCUCCUGGCCGCAGUGUGUCUUGUGACACUAGGAGCCUGAUGGAAAUCCCUUCUCCUGAAAUUCUCAGGGCAUCCUCUACGUCCUUGAAGAGACAAAGGUGUGCAGCAUCUGCUUCAGAUCCCAGCUUUCCUUUAAGUGAAAGUGCAAGCACCGUGAGCUGUGCAAGCACUUGCAUUGAGGACUGUCCUGACAAAGACAAGAAUUUCAGUGUUCCAGAGCAAAAACUGCUGGGGCUUUUCAGAAAUUGUCCUGUCUGCAGCAGUCAUUGCCAUGUUGACACAAUGACUGUCGGCACAGUGCUCCGUGUGACACAAUGUUGUUCAUGCUGUAAGCACCGUAAACAAUGGUCCAGUCAGCCCAAGGUGAAGAUCAUCGCGGCAGGAAACCUUCAGCUCUGAAUGAUUUCCCUCAUGAUGGGGAACUUUUAUUUAUACCUUGGUCGUCUCUCCGCAACAUACCUGAAAUGGACGUUAAGGUAUAAGCUAAUGUAGUUUGGGGCAGCAGGUGCACCUGUUGAGGUAGCCAUAUGAUAGCACUUGGGCUAACCUAAAUUUAGCUUCAUCAAUAGCUACAACGAGUUAGCACUCACAUGACCGACACCAUUCUAUGCAGCAAUGCCCUGACAGGCUCCGCACCAGGGGUCUUAGGCCACUCACAAGGAAUAAGAGAUAUGUCCUCCACCACAAAUGACUGCUUUGAGGAAAAGAAGCUAGCCUCUAUAUAUUAUUCCUUUUUUUAUUGUGCUUGUGACUUUGUAAUUUUACCUUGAAGGGCUCAGUACAAAUAACUUGUUUAUGGUAAUGGAAAUGCACACCAACUCGAAAAGUUGUGAUAUUACAUCAAUCUAUGGCACUCUGUUAAAAAUGACUUAAUUUUACGCAUUAAAAAAACUAAUUUGAUUUAUGAUGACAUAAGUCACAUAGUAAUUUUGAAAUGAAUGUUUUUUCUUUAAUUUUUUUCUGUUUUUGCCAGGCAGAUCUUGUCCCCCUGCUAAUACUUUAUAACAAAUGUGUGACAACUUUUCCAGUGUUCACGUUCCACAAAAUUAAACAUCAUUUGGAUUUGUUUGCACACCAGUUGUCACAACAAUAGUGAACAAAUCAAAUCAUACUCAAAUUCCUUCUCUACAAAACUUAAAAUGACUGUUUCAAAAUCACAGUGUAAAAAUGAGUUCCGUAAAUGUUAUUAUUUUUUUUUAAUCCAGUAGGGCAUUCAGAGAGCGGGUACAAAAAGGAUGGCCCUAAAAAAGUUGCAUUCAGUUCAACCGGAUAUCAUUCCUGGGUUCGCUUUGCUGUUUGUCUGCGAUUGGUCAGAUGCGUGAAGGGGCGGAGCCAGAGUGUUUGUUUCACGAGUAUUCAGGAAAAGUUGAAGUGAUUAUUUUGCUACCGAUCUUUUAUUUUUGGUUAAAAAUAUCUAAAGUUUAAGGGAUUUAUGUUUUCCUCUGAUUAUUUUCGCCUCGGGUUUUAUUCCGUCCCACUUGUUCUCGACUGGUAAAUGUCAAGUUUAAUGUUCAGAAUUCUAAACCGGAAAUGACAUUCUUUGAUCUUUAAAAUAAAAGCAUUGGUAAAAUGA
Molecule: messenger RNA, 3765 nt
Organism: Nothobranchius furzeri (turquoise killifish)
Lineage: Eukaryota; Metazoa; Chordata; Actinopteri; Cyprinodontiformes; Nothobranchiidae
Source: RefSeq, a predicted model, not a curated record